UGCGGCUCACUCCUCUCAGUCCACUCACUAGUGCGCAUCUCUCCAAACUGCUCUCAGGCAUCUUCAACAGGGACAACAUGCUUUCAGAGUCAUUCUCGUGGAUCUCCAUCUCCUCGACCAUGUGUGUGUCGUACCUGUGUGCUGAAAGGGGCCACGGCGGGCUCGCGUCCGCGGUGCUGUCCACGCUGGUGGUGCUGAGCGCGCUCACGGUGGAGGGAGCGAGCGCGGCCGCCACGGCUGGAGCACCAACCCCGUGCCGGACGUGCGGUAUGCCGGCGAUGGAGAAGGGCUCGGAGGAACGGUACCUGGUCGAACUCGCCAAACAACAGAUUCUGAACAAGCUUCACCUGCUGGAGAGGCCGAACAUCACGCAGACGGUGCCGCGGGCCGCGCUCAUGACGGCGCUCCGCAAGUUACACGCGGGCCGCCUGAGACGCGACGGGACUCUGGAACUGGACAACAACUAUCCGAGCUCGCGCACUGGUAACCAGGCCUACGAGAUAGUCAGUUUCGCUGAUGUAGAUGAUGAAGUCUCCGGUGGAAUCGACACCAGUUUAUUGUUCCAGUUUCUGCAGGAGAAAGGUCACAGCCUGCAGGUCCUGCAGUCAUCUCUGUGGCUGUACGUGCGCUCCGCUGAUGCUUCUCCGCACUCUGACCGCGUGAAUGCCGAAAUCUACCUGUCGGGGACGGGCGAUGUCAAUCGCACGCUGCUGCUCCAAAGGAGCGUGGAGGUAGCACGGGGUGGGUGGCAAACGUUCCCCAUCACCAGCACCCUGCAGGCGUUCCUGGAUGGAGGCCAGCAGAGUCUCCGCUUGGAGGUGCUUUGUGAAGAAGGAGGACACAACCUGUGUAGCCACGGCGCCUCCAGUGACUCCUCUCACCAGCCGUUCCUGGUGGCACAAGUGCGGCUUCGAGACGACGCCUUCAAACACGCCCUGAGCAAGCGCUCGCUGCGGUGCGGCGACGACCCCAAAGUGUGCUGCAAGAAAGACUUCUACAUCAAGUUUCGUGACAUCCAGUGGCAGGACUGGAUCAUUGCGCCCGAGGGCUACCACAUGAACUUCUGCAUGGGACAGUGUCAGGAGCAUCUGUCGGGGUCUCCGGGCAUCGCUUCGUCUUUCCACGCCACCGUGUUCAGUCAGCUGAAGCCAAACGGCAUUCACACGGCGGUGUCGUCGUGUUGCGUGCCCACCCAGAAACGGCCGCUCUCCAUGGUCUACUUCAACUCGCAGCACACCAUCGUAAAGACGGACGUCCCGGACAUGAUCGUGGAGUCCUGCGGAUGCACGUAAACAUCGGACAUUAGAGAUGUGAGGAAGUAAAGACUAAAGAAUGACUUACAGUGAAGAAUAACAUUUAUUGAAAACAUACGGUGGCCCCAAAAAAGAACUCUUCUGAACACUUAAAUCACACUUAAAGCACGAUGACUGCUUAUUAAACGGUGUCUUGCAGCUUUUUAGUCAAGCUCAGCAUAAUGCAAAGACAUGCAUAUUUAAG
Xyrauchen texanus (razorback sucker) is the source of this 1497-nucleotide messenger RNA. RefSeq names its product inhibin beta B chain-like. The coding region runs from base 78 to 1292 and encodes 404 amino acids. Gene Ontology annotation, cellular component: extracellular region. The record is from RefSeq and is a predicted model, not a curated record. NCBI's taxonomy places the organism in Eukaryota, Metazoa, Chordata, Actinopteri, Cypriniformes, Catostomidae. Gene Ontology annotation, biological process: SMAD protein signal transduction; BMP signaling pathway. The transcript has 2 exons. Gene Ontology annotation, molecular function: cytokine activity; growth factor activity.